Xyrichtys novacula (pearly razorfish) is the source of this 243-nucleotide messenger RNA. The record is from the annotation of a GenBank genome assembly. NCBI's taxonomy places the organism in Eukaryota, Metazoa, Chordata, Actinopteri, Labriformes, Labridae.
AUGCUGCUGCUGCUGCUGGCCGUCGCUGUCGCAGCCGCGCCGCUAACGCCAUUGGCCGCCGACAGGCUCGAGCCUAUCGGAGAGGUCGCUGUCCGAGGUGCUGAAACCAGCCGAGCAGAUGUGUCAAAGCUGCUCCGCGGUGGCAGAGAUGGUAGGGGGCGGAGGGGGAGGGGCCGAAGCUGGCUGCUGGAGAUGAACGCGGAGGUUUUUGUGAAUCAGUUUGAGUGGGCUGAGCCCCGCUAA